Larimichthys crocea (large yellow croaker) is the source of this 2769-nucleotide messenger RNA. RefSeq names its product mucolipin TRP cation channel 3b (gene mcoln3b). Gene Ontology annotation, cellular component: plasma membrane; lysosomal membrane. Lineage: Eukaryota; Metazoa; Chordata; Actinopteri; Sciaenidae. Gene Ontology annotation, molecular function: NAADP-sensitive calcium-release channel activity. The record is from RefSeq and is a predicted model, not a curated record. The coding region runs from base 205 to 1890 and encodes 561 amino acids. The transcript is spliced from 14 exons.
ACCUGAGAGUCACACCUGAGGAAUGUACUGCUCACAAGACAGCAAACACACACUCAUUCAGGCAUGAAUCACGCAGUAAAACGAUUUGAGUGAGUUAUGAAUUUUAAUAAGGAGAACAUAUUUGGGAAUUACACAGCGCGCGCGGAGCAGACGACAGGUGGACCUGACUAGAAGUUGAUUAACCAGGUGCGAGACAUUAAAGACAUGGAGGACUCCAGCGACUUGUACGAUGUGUACGGCACGGAUGACAGCCCCCCUCUCUGGGAGGACCACCAGCACCAGUGUCUGGAGGAUCUGGAGAACGUGGAGUGCCUCAGAAGGAAGAUCAAAUAUUACUUCAUGAACCCGUGCGAGAAGUACCACGCUCGUGGCCGGAAACCAUGGAAGCUCAUACUGCAGCUCGUCAAAAUCGCCAUCAUUACCGUCCAGUUAGUGUCUUUCGGGCUGAGCAACCAGAUGGUUGUCACGUUUAAGGAGGAGAAUCUGCUGACGUUCAAACACCUCUUCCUGAAGGAUUACGUUGAUGGCAGCAUGGAUACAUACGCUGUCUACAGACAGGCCGACGCUUACGAUCACAUCGAUCACAUCAUUCGACAGUACGGACAUCUGCACAACAUCACAGUAGGAAAUCACGAAUAUGAGAAGAAUGGCUCUUUGUACACACCUCUGUCGGUGUGUCAGGAAUUCUACAGAAACGGGACCAUCUUCCCUGGAAACGACACCUUCGAAAUUGACACCAAAGUGGAAACUGACUGCGUCAACGUUUAUCCCAUGUAUCACCCGUCGCUGCUGGAAGCGCUUCCACAUUUUGAACUGCAUUUUAAAAGGAUGCUCUCCGUCAAGAUCACAUUUGUCCUGAAGGCCAUAAAUUUACAGACGGUGAGACACAGAGAGCUGCCGGACUGCUACGACUUCACCGUGAUGAUCACUUUCAAUAACGAAGCUCACAGCGGCAGGAUAAAGAUCGACCUGGAAAACGAUGUAGACAUCAAUGAGUGCAGAGACUGGAAAGUAACCGGAGCAUCUGCUAGAAACAUUUACCUGACGGUACUCUUCGACUGCCUCAUCAUUGUGACAUGCAUCACCUCGUUCAGCCUCUGCACCCGCUCGGUGAUCAACGGGACUCAGCUGCAGUUUGAGUACACACACUACUGCAAGAACAACUGUGGUAAAGAAGUGCCAUGGUCGGACAAGUUGGAGUUUGUGAAUGGUUGGUACAUCCUGAUCAUUGUUAGUGACACGCUGACCAUCAUCGGCUCCAUUCUCAAGAUAGAGAUCCAGACUAAGGUCCUUACAAGUUAUGACGUGUGCAGCAUCUUCCUUGGGACGGGCACCAUGUUCGUCUGGAUCGGGGUCAUCCGUUACAUGGGCUACUUCAGGAAGUACAACAUUCUCAUCCUGACACUGAGGGCAGCGUUCCCAAAUGUGAUCCGUUUCAUCUGCUGCGCUGGAAUCAUCUACCUGAGUUACUGUUUCUGCGGCUGGAUCGUCCUUGGCCCGUAUCACGAGAAGUUUCGAACAUUGAACACGGUGUCAGAGUGUCUGUUCUCCCUGAUCAACGGAGACGACAUGUUUCCCACCUUCAAAAACAUGAAGCAGAAGAGCAGCCUGGUGUGGAUCUUCAGCAGGGUCUACCUCUACACCUUCGUCUCGCUCUUCAUCUACAUGAUCCUCAGCCUCUUCAUAACAAUCAUCACAGACACCUACGACACCAUCAAGCAGCAGCAGCAGAGCGGAAACCCGACGUCGGAGCUGCAGAAGUUCCUGUCGGUGUGUAAAGAUCUGCCGAACUCCGGAGCGUACAGACUGGACGAGAACAACGGCUGCUUCCUAGACCGCUGCAUCAACAGGUUCAAGAAGCAUCAGGAGAGGCUGACUUCAGAGGCGUAGCAGGCCGACACUGAGCUGGACAAUGAGUGUGCACUUUAUUUAGUUAUUUCGAGGGAGGUUUGCACAGGUGAUUGAUUUUUAUGUGUGUUUCAGUACCUAAACACUUUAAACUGUCUGAUGCACUGAAGCAGAGAACACUUAUUUAUGCUCACGUGGAUGAAAUCAACACUGAAGUUUUAAAAUUUGCUGCUGUUUUUGUGCGAUGAAGAUAAACGAUGAAAUAAACGAGCUGCGAUGUAAAUUCUUGAGAUGUUUUAUUCCUCCAUCAUCUGGAGAAGAUCUCCAUAGAAAAGCUAAAAUAACAUUUCUUUUUUUCUAGUUAAUCCCUGUAUCUUGUUACAACAGAAAAAAACAAAUCCCAUUCCAGCUGAUGGUAAUAACUCUCACAGCGUAAAGCUGACCGUCUUUCUGUCUUCAGCAUCGGGAAGCAGAGUCUAUAAACGGCUCCACUGGUCAGCAGCGCAGUAAUAAAGGUGGACGUGGACUUUUAUUUCCCCAGAGAAGAUUUGACAGUUGACCCUUUGAGUUAUUAUUGUAGAGGUCUGAGAUCAAUUCAAACCGAGAUGUACCACUCUCAGAGACUUAAUGUGAUCUCAGACGGGCAGAGCGGGCCGCGCAGUGUUCCACUUCACUUAAUUGCGUCUCUUUGGUCCGUCGUCAUGAAGCAGAAGUCCCUUCGCUGUGGCUCACGUCCUUGGAAUACAGUACCUUUGAGUCCAAACAUACCAACACAACUUAAAGUUUGUUUGAGUGGCUUGAUACAAGCCUCCAGAACAGACAGACAGACGUCACUGCUGGUACACAAGUCUAAAUAAAACAGGCAGCAGGGGGCAGCACAAAUUUAAAAAAAAAAAAGGUGGUGACUACCCAGAGAUGCUG